AUGGUUAGUGGCAGGCAGGACCUGGCCCCGAGUCCAGGGCAGCACCAGCGUUGGGCGCUCUCGAUUCACGCUGAUCUCGUCUUCCAGCCCAAGCCACGUAGCCGGCGGCCGGAGACUGCCGGCAGAGAAAGAACCGUCUUCUUGCGUAGGACUCAGCCUGUCUCCAAGGGGCCAUGCCUGUGGUGGAGUCACUGGUCUCCCUGCGGCUACCGUGGCCAGGAGCGGCGCAGGACUCAGAGCAUCAACAGUGCCUUCGCCGAACUGCGCGAGUGCAUCCCCAACGUGCCCGCCGACACCAAACUCUCCAAGAUCAAGACGCUGCGCCUGGCCACCAGCUACAUCGCCUACCUCAUGGACCUGCUGGCCAAGGACGACCAGAACGGCGAGGCGGAGGCCUUCAAGGCGGAGAUCAAGAAGACAGACGUGAAAGAGGAGAAGAGGAAGAAGGAGCUGAACGAAAUCUUGAAAAGCACAGUGAGCAGCAACGACAAGAAAACCAAAGGCCGGACGGGCUGGCCGCAGCACGUCUGGGCCCUGGAGCUCAAGCAGUGAGGAGGAGGAGGAGGAGAAGGAGGAGGAGAGCGCGAGUGAGCCGGGGCCGAGGCGCCAGAUGCAGACCCAGGACUCCGGGCAAGCCCUCUGCGCUCCGCUCUGAGGACUACUUGCAUUUGGAAUCAUCCGGUUUAUUUAUGUGCAAUUUCCUUCCCCUCUCUUUGUCCCCCUUUGAAGCAUCCGAUCCCCACCCCCCCUCCAAAAAAAGUGGAUAUUUGAAGAAAAGCAUUCCAUAUUUUAAUAUGAAGAGGACACUCCUGCGUGGUAAGGGAUCCCGUCGUCUCGUAGAUUCUGUGUGUGAAUGUUUCCUUUUGGCUGUGUAGACACCAGCGUUGCCCCCUGCCCCCCACCCAACCCCUUCCAGAUAAAGAGAGCGGACAUUA
Molecule: messenger RNA, 935 nt
Organism: Galeopterus variegatus (Sunda flying lemur)
Lineage: Eukaryota; Metazoa; Chordata; Mammalia; Dermoptera; Cynocephalidae
Gene: HAND2
Product: heart and neural crest derivatives expressed 2
Exons: 3
Coding region: 1-552 (183 amino acids)
Biological process (GO): regulation of transcription by RNA polymerase II; heart development
Molecular function (GO): DNA-binding transcription factor activity, RNA polymerase II-specific; protein dimerization activity; RNA polymerase II transcription regulatory region sequence-specific DNA binding
Source: RefSeq, a predicted model, not a curated record